GUUCACAAUCAUAUGGCGAGAUGGGUGGUGAAGUUAUAAAAUUAUUAUCAUUUAUUUUAUAGUAUACGAUUAAGUUCUAAGUGCAUUUAGCGAAAGUUCAUAAUGAGACAGUAGUAUAAAAUAUAGUUCAAUUCUGUGAUACUUUAAUUAUAAGAAGCCUUCAUUGACGCUUUCACUCGCUUUUCCUAAAUCGGUGUCAAUAAAAAGUACUUUUAAGAAAGUCCGCGAUAUAAAUUCAAAAAUGGAAAGAAUACAACAUUUUGAAUCGGAGGCGAGCACUUCGAAUUCUAAAUCAGAAGAAAACCAAAACGGUAUAAAUCCCAAAAUUUCUAUUGAAAAAUUUGAAGAAGUUAAUCGUAAAGAACCUUUUUGGGUUUUCGGAUAUGGAUCUCUUUGCUGGAAUCCUGGUUUUGAAUAUCAGCAGUCGAUAACUGGCUAUGUAAAGGGAUUUUCUCGAAGAUUUUGGCAAGGAAAUACAACACAUCGAGGGACUGAUACCCACCCUGGUCGUGUCGCUACUCUAAUCGAAGACAAAGAGGGAAUCACAUGGGGAAAAGCGUUCCUAGUUGCGGCGAAUAACAGUGCUGCGUUACCUUACCUCACAACUAGAGAAUGCCAGCUUGGAGGCUACCGAACCUACACCGUAAAUUUCCAUCCUCGUCCCUCCCAAUUCCUUCCAGCGAAUAGCUCUAGCAAAAAAGAUGCUCUCCUGUACAUAGCAGUUCCUGAAAACCGGCAUUGGCUCGGUGCAGCACCGCUUCCAGAAAUCGCUAAACAAAUUUUGGAAUGCCAUGGAUCCGCCGGUUCCAACGUAGAAUACCUUCUGAGAUUAGCAGACUUCAUGCGGGAAGAAGUGCCUGAAGCUCUGGAUGAGCAUUUGUUUUCGUUAGAACGGUUAGUUAGGAAAUUCGCAGCUGAUAUGAAGAUUGGUUUACAGUCUCUAAUGGGAGAGGCGAGGGAGCGGCAAGAGGAGAAAUCGGAGACGAAAGCAGUUGUUCCUAGCUCGCACUAUGCGUCACGUAUUCCGGACAAGAAAUUGCGUUGCGUCAAUAUGUGAUUUAUUCUUUAUUUCAGCUUGAAUUAUGAAAUGACUGGCAUUUAUGGCCUACCCACUGAUAAUGAAAUAAAAACAUAUUGUUUCGUUUCAUUUGAACUGUAUUUUUAAUUUGUUAAAGAUAGUAUUUGUAAAAACAGAUUUACAAUUGUUUAUAUGAAACCAAAUAGUGCCCUAAGGUUGCCAAUUUGCUUUCUUCUAUAGUAAACAUUUUAGUAAAAUAUAUGUGUAGCCGUAAGGAAACAAGCUUUAAGCCGGAAUAAGAUGUUUCUAGUAUUUAAGCUUCUGUUUUGUUUCACAUGUGAUAGUUUAUGCGAGUUCAUUAUUGUUUAAAUUAUUCGUAACAACAUUAUCUCGAACAAUAGUCAUAAUGUAUAACAAUAUCUGACGUUACGUGUGACUAAAAUACUUUAUUUUCUAUGGACAUUAGAGAUGUAAUAAUAUUUUAAUUUAACCAUUGCAAAAUAAUAAAAAAGCCCAACAAAGUACCAAACCUCAGCAAUCGAAUUGCUUCUAUUUUUCGGCUUAAUAGGCCUGGGAUGGUAUAGGAUGGGAUCCUGUCGGAUUCUGCAUUCUAAUGGUUAUGAUUAUUAUGAUGCCAAUACCAGUGAUUAUUUUCAUGACAGAUACCAAUAAUUUUAAAAUAUUUCGUGCAUUGUAUAAUUGAUAUCGACUUAGUUAAAAUGUUCUAAUAAUUAUAUUGAUUGAUGACAGCUAAUUUUGUUUUAAUAAUAAAAAUGAUAUACCAAAAAAAAAAGAAAAGUAUUAUGUAUGUUCGAAUAUAUGUUAGGUUAAGUUGAAGAUUUUAGUGUCAAAAUAUAUAUUAUUUAAAAUUUGUUUGUAUGUUUUACUUUUGUUUUAAUAGGAAAUUUAUUAAUUUGUUUGGUAUUUUUUAAAUAUUAGUGAAUCGACGCUUCUGAAAAUUAUACGUUGUGUUAUUUGAAACCGAUGAAUGUAUGUCAAUGAACUGUAAAUUGAAUUAUAAAGAAAACGUUAUUUAUAUUUAAGGUAUUAUUGUAAAUUGACACCGUUUCCUCGAAGGGGAUUCAAAUAUUGUGAGGCUAGCCUGAUUUGUAUGACUUUAAUCUUUUGUAACUAAUAUAAGACAACUUGCAUGAGGCGUACAUAAUAAAUGAAAUUGAAUUC
This is a messenger RNA of Zerene cesonia (dogface butterfly), 2200 nucleotides long. RefSeq names its product putative glutathione-specific gamma-glutamylcyclotransferase 2. Gene Ontology annotation, biological process: glutathione catabolic process. The transcript is spliced from 3 exons. Gene Ontology annotation, molecular function: glutathione specific gamma-glutamylcyclotransferase activity; gamma-glutamylcyclotransferase activity. NCBI's taxonomy places the organism in Eukaryota, Metazoa, Arthropoda, Insecta, Lepidoptera, Pieridae. Gene Ontology annotation, cellular component: cytoplasm. The record is from RefSeq and is a predicted model, not a curated record. Bases 242 to 1057 code for a protein of 271 amino acids.